UCACCUCUCCACGUAUGGAUCUUUCAUUUUUCCAGAAGAAGCAAGCCGUGUGAAAGUGCGCAAGCGGCUGCACAAAUCAAGAUAUAUUCUCACAUUUUUUUAUACAUAACGCAUAUCACCAAACCUCCAGGAGCAGAGGCUGGAUUUUAAAAUAAGGAAUUAUCACGGACUUCCCUCUGCCAUCAUUUUGCUAUGGAACAAAGAGGAGGCAAAUCACGGAGGGAGCGACAUUGUUGGUUCCUUUUGUUUGCUUUGAACGCUGCAUGGAGCGGGGUUUUUGCGCAGCUCAAAUACUCCAUWCCCGAGGAGGUUCAGGGUGGAACUGUGGUUGGAAACAUAGCAAAGGAUUUGGGGCUAGAUAAGAGUGCUCUCCAAAACAGAGGGUAUCGCAUUGUGGCAGGCGCAACCGAGCCGCUGUUUGAGGUGAAUGCGAACGACGGCGUCCUGUUUCUGAAAAAGAAAAUUGACAGAGAGGAGGUGUGCGAGCGGAGCAGUUCGUGCGUAAUUAACCUCAAAACGGUGUUGGAAAACCCGCUUGAGAUUCACUAUGUGACUGUUGAAAUUCUGGAUAUUAAUGAUCACUCGCCUGUUUUUCCUGAGAAAGAAAAAAAGCUGGACAUUUCCGAGUCGGCUCUGCCGGGGGCGAGGUUCCAGCUGCAGGCUGCGGGUGAUCCAGAUGUGGGCCAGUUUUCUAUCCAGCAAUACAAACUGAGCCAAAACGAACAUUUCAGAGUUGAGGUGAAAGACCGCGGAGGAGAUCGAAAAGUACCAUUUUUAGUCCUGCAGAAGCAGUUAGACAGAGAGACAGCUGGGAAGCACAGGCUGCGUUUAACCGCUGUAGAUGGAGGCAAACCGGCCAAAUCUGGAGACAUAGACAUUAUUGUGGAUGUGCUCGAUGUUAAUGACAACUCCCCAGUUUUCACUAAYGAGGUGUAUUCUGUCAAGAUUAUGGAAAAUGUUCCUAUUGGUACUACAGUGAUUCAGAUAAAUGCAACAGAUUUGGAUCAGGGAGCAAAUAGUGAAAUAAUUUAUUCAUUUGGUAACGAAGUUGAUCCAAAAUUACUGAAGCUUUUUAGUAUAGAUGAAAACACAGGUGAAAUCAAAGUGAUAGGACAGGUUGAUUUUGAAAAAGAUAAAAUUUACGAAAUUGACAUUCAGGCAUCUGAUCAGGGACCGGUUCCUUUAACAAGUAGUAAAAGUGUUACAUUAAAUGUUAUUGAUGUUAAUGAUAAUGCACCGGAAAUUGAAGUGAUGUCAUUUUCUAGCUCCAUAAAAGAAGAUUCAAAUAUUGGAACAACUGUGGCUCUAAUCAGUGUUAGUGAUUUAGACUUUGGGACAAAUGGAAAAGUAAUUUGCAUGAUUAAAGAGGAUGUACCUUUUAGUUUAUCUCCAUCUUUACAAGAAAAUAUGUAUGCUGUUAUAACCAGGUCACAGCUAGACAGAGAGAAUGUAGUUCAAUAUGAUGUCACCAUUACAGCUAAAGACACUGGUGAGCCCUCAUUUUUGACUGAGAAGACUAUCAGGGUGGUUGUGUCUGAUGUUAAUGACAACAUUCCAGAAUUUUUAUCAAGCCCUUACACUUUUUAUAUUAACGAGAACAACAGUCCUGGGGCCUUUGUGUUUUCUGUAAAGGCCCAAGAUCAUGACGAAGGUGAAAAUGCUAUCAUUUCCUACCAUCUAUCCAGAGAUUUAAGUGGAAAUAAUAAGCUGAACUCAUUCUUAAGCAUAAACUCUGAAAAUGGAGAUAUUGUGGCACUGAAGAGUUUUGAUUUUGAGAGUCUGAAAACUUUCCAGUUCCAAGUUGUGGCCACAGAUUCUGGAGCUCCGUCUCUGAGCAGCAACGUGACAGUGAACGUGUUCAUUCUGGAUCAGAACGACAACGCUCCAGUCAUCCUGUAUCCAGUCAGCUCCAACGGUUCUGCUGAAGGCGUGGAGGAGAUUCCCCGCAACGUGAACGCAGGACACUUGGUGACUAAAGUCAGAGCCUAUGACGCUGAUAUAGGAUAUAACGGCUGGCUGCUGUUCUCACUGCAGGAAGUCAGUGACCACAGUCUGUUUGGUUUGGACCGCUACACAGGACAGAUCAGAACACUUCGCUCYUUCACAGAGACAGACGAGGCUGAGCAUAAACUGCUCAUACUGGUCAAAGACAAUGGCAACGUGUCCCUGUCAGCAACAGCUACUGUCAUUGUCAAACUGGUGGAGCCCAAAGAGGCUUUUGCAGCUUCUGAUGUGAAAAGUGCAGCAAAAGAUGAGGAGGACAAUAAUGUGACUUUUUACCUCAUCAUCACUCUGGGCUCAGUGUCAGUUCUGUUCCUCAUCAGCAUCAUCGUGCUGAUUGCAAUGCAGUGCUCCAAAUCCACAGACUAUACUUCUAAAUAUCUGCAGGAGGCUAAUUAUGAUGGGACACUGUGUCACAGCAUCCAGUACAGAUCUGGAGACAAACGCUACAUGUUAGUUGGACCCAGGAUGAGUAUAGGAUCUACUUUAGGACCCGGAAGUCAUGCAAACACUCUGGUGUUACCUGACAGGAGGAAAACURCUGAGGAGGUAAGAGGCAAUUGUUAAAAAAAGUUUGUUGUCAGUGCAAGUGUUGCAUUUUCUUUAGAAAAUUUACAGCCAUUUGCAUUGUUUUAGGGAUAUCUGUGUAAUGCAUUCUGUUACACGGUUUAGCACCUGUUGGGUUACAACAUUUGUCUUGGAAAUUAUUUCAAUUUACAGUAGCCCAUUCUCAUGCCCCCCGCAUCAAGGUAUUGAUAUUUCUUGUAGCCAACAUUCACGUCACAUAAAUAUUUGCACUACUUUUGU
This is a messenger RNA of Austrofundulus limnaeus, 2808 nucleotides long. Its product is annotated as protocadherin alpha-8. Gene Ontology annotation, biological process: homophilic cell-cell adhesion. NCBI's taxonomy places the organism in Eukaryota, Metazoa, Chordata, Actinopteri, Cyprinodontiformes, Rivulidae. Bases 193 to 2568 code for a protein of 791 amino acids. The transcript has 2 exons. Gene Ontology annotation, cellular component: plasma membrane. Gene Ontology annotation, molecular function: calcium ion binding. The record is from RefSeq and is a predicted model, not a curated record.